Molecule: messenger RNA, 3029 nt
Organism: Oryctolagus cuniculus (rabbit)
Lineage: Eukaryota; Metazoa; Chordata; Mammalia; Lagomorpha; Leporidae
Gene: NAALADL1
Product: N-acetylated alpha-linked acidic dipeptidase like 1
Molecular function (GO): carboxypeptidase activity
Source: RefSeq, a predicted model, not a curated record
CGGAGUGACUGCAGCCUGCUGAGAUCCCACUGCGAGCCAAGCACAGGCAGGCGCACUCGUCCUGCAAACAGCCCACAACGCGGUGAAGCGGGCGUUAGCAGCCCCGCUCUGCAGUGACGGAGGCCGCGCUGCCCGAGGGCACACAGCUAUGUCCAUCAAGCCUGGGACUGGACACAGAAAACGUCCAAGUGGGCGGGGCUGCUGUGCGGGAGACCCCCGGGAGACCAAGCCGUGCCGGUGGGCGGGACAGGAGGUCUGCCUUCCGGUCCCGGCUCCACCUCUGUUUUGCUGGGAGACAGGGUGAAGCCUCGGUGUCCCAGCGAGGGCCUGACGCCCUUGGAGCCCUCCUCCAGGUGGCUGAUACAGAACGUGACAGCUGUGCGUGACUCCUGGCUCCCCCGCGAGGUCCCAACACUCUCCCUGGCAGCUGGGGCCAAAGGACAGUGCCAGCCGCGGGAUAAUGGUUAACCAGGCGGAGGACCCAUGUAUAAGGAGGUCCUGCUCAGGGCCACCUCAGAGAGCCAGGAUUCCACAGGAUGCUCUGGGCCAAGGGGCUGGGGCUGGCGGUGGGGGCCGUGGCCCUCCUGGGGCUGGGGCUCAUCCUGGGCCACUUUGCCAUCCCCAAAGGGGCCAACUCCCAAGCCCCCAGCACCUCAGGCUCCCAGGACCUGGACCUGGAGAUGCUUGCGACCGUCGUGGGGCAGAUGGAGGCCAGCAGGAUCCGGGAGAACCUGCGGGAGCUGUCCCGGGAGCCGCACAUGGCCACGGGCCCCCGGGACGAGACCCUGGUGCAGCUGCUGUUGCAGCGCUGGCGGGACCCGGAGUCAGGCCUGGACGCGGCCGCGACCAACGAGCACGAGGUCCUGCUGUCCUUCCCCAGCUCGGAGCAGCCCAACCUCAUCCGCGUCGUGAGCUCCACUGGCGAUGUCCUGCACACCUAUCACCCGCGGGAGGAGAACGUGACCGGAGAGCAGGCGGGGCCGGACGUGGUGCAGCCCUUCGCCGCCUACGCUCCGCCCGGAACCCCCCAGGGCCCCCUCGUCUUCGCCAACCAGGGCACCGAACAGGACUUCGAGAGGCUGCGGGCUGAGGGCGUCGCACUCGAGGGCACCAUCGCCCUAACUCGCUACGGGGGUGCGGGCCGCGGGGCCAAGGCUGUGAACGGCGCCAGGCACGGGGUGAUCGGGCUGCUGGUGUACACGGAUCCCGCCGACAUCAACGAUGGGCGGAGCUUGCCCAACGAGACCUUCCCCUACUCCUGGGGCCUGCCUCCCUCGGGGGUGGAGCGAGGCUCCUACUUUGAGUAUUUUGGGGACCCCCUGACUCCCUACCUUCCAGCCAAACCCUCUUCCUUCCGCUUGGACCUUGCCAAUGCCUCCGGGUUCCCCCCCAUUCCUUCACAGCCCAUUGGUUUCCAGGACGCCAAAGACCUGCUCUGCAACCUCGGCGGACCCGUGGCCCCCCAGUCCUGGCAGGGAGCUCUGGGCUGCGAGUACAGGUUGGGGCCUGGCUUCCGGUCUGGUGGGAGCUUCCCGGCCGACAGCCAGGUGAACGUGAGCAUCUACAACCGCCUGGAGCUGAGGAACUCCUCCAACGUCCUGGGGAUCAUCCGCGGGGCCGUGGAGCCUGACCGCUACAUCCUGUAUGGGAACCACCGGGACAGCUGGGUCCACGGGGCCGUGGACCCCAGCAGCGGCACCGCCGUCCUCCUCGAGGUCUCCCGUGUCCUGGGGACCCUACUGAAGAAAGGCACCUGGCGCCCCCGCCGGUCCAUCGUGUUUGGGAGCUGGGGCUCAGAGGAGUUCGGGCUCAUUGGCUCCACAGAAUUCACAGAGGAGUUCUUCAGCAAACUGCAGGAGCGCACGGUGGCCUACAUCAACGUGGACAUCUCGGUGUUCGCCAACGCUACCCUCCGGGUGCAGGGCACGCCCCCCAUCCAGAGUGUCGUGUUUUCUGCAACCAGAGAGGUCCAAGCGCCAGGCCUCGGCGACCUCAGCGUCUAUGACAACUGGGUCCGGUACUUCAACCGCAGCAGCCCGGUGUACGGCGUGGUCCCCAGGCUGGGCACCCUGGGUGCCGGCAGCGACUACGCACCCUUCGUUCACUUCCUGGGCAUCUCCUCCAUGGACAUCGCCUACACCUACGACCAGACCAAGACCUCAGCCCGGAUCUACCCCACCUACCACACAGCCUUUGACACCUUCGACUACGUGGAGAAGUUCCUGGACCCCGGCUUCAGCAGCCACCGGGCUGUGGCGCAGACGGUGGGCAACGUGCUACUGCGGCUCAGCGACAGCCUCUUCCUGCCUCUGAACGUCACGGACUACGGCGACACCCUGCGCAGCUUCCUGCAGGCUGCCCAGAGCGACCUCGGGGCCCCGCUGGAGCAGCAGGGCAUCAGCCUGGGGCCCCUGACGACCGCGGUGGAGCAGUUUGAGGCGGCAGCUGCAGCCCUGGACCAGCGGAUCUGGACGGCGCGGCAGGGCAGCCCCGACCCCCUGCAGGUGCGGAUGCUCAAUGACCAGCUGAUGCUCCUGGAGCGGAGCUUCCUGAACCCCAGAGCCUUCCCAGAGGAGCGCUACUACAGCCACGUGCUCUGGGCACCCCGCACCGGCUCCAUAGUCACAUUCCCGGGCCUGGCCAACAGCUUCUCCAGGGCCAGCGGCACGGAGCCUGGAUCUGAAGCUUGGGCCGAAGUGCAGAGGCAGCUCAGCAUCGUGGUGGCGGCGCUGGAGGGUGCGGCUGCCGCCCUGCGGCCCGUGGCCGACCUCUGAGCCCAGCCCUCCUGCCUCGUUCUCCUGGGGUGUGCCAGGAGGGGGCACCACCACGGGCCCCUCUCAAGCUUCUGAGGCAACAGCCUGGGGCCCACCAGUCACAGACACCCGGAGGGUGAUCCCGAAACCUGGGUGGGUUAAGCACAAGGCGCCAACUCAGGUCCCCAAGGCCACGCUCAGGGAAACAGAGCAGGACCUGCGGGCGGGGCCUCAGCUCCCCACCCCCUCCAAAUAAAACACGUCCGGAGCGUGGCC